GCGCCGCUCUUUCCGCAGAUUCCACACCCACGUGGCUGUCAGUCUGAAGUUUCUAUGUGAAGGAUUCCUUUGAGUCGAAAUGCAUUUGUUGCCAGGAUAAGGCAAUCUGCAUCUCUUAGAUGCAAUAAAAGUGUAUGAUUUCAUGUUGAUUAAUAAUUUCUUGAAAUCACUAACAAAUUCUAGAUAUUCCUUUCACUAGUGGCAUUAGCGAACAAAAGUUGUAAAACAUGAAGACGGCAAACAGAAGAAACGAUGAUGGCUCGAUGCUGAACAUGAAGCUGACCAUGAGGAUAAUGAUGAUGGCCGGAGUCUUCCAGGCUCUGCUGGCGCCAGCCCUCGCUGACCUCCAGCCCGGAAUGCCCCAUGUGUGCGAGUACCAGAGGAAGGAGACCGUGGAGGUGCAGGUGCCGAGCGUCAGGGCCUUCACCGCCACCGUCAGGGUGUACCGUCCGGGCUGCUUCCUCAACACUCCAGCCUGCGUCACUCACGAGAGGAGGUGA
Molecule: messenger RNA, 500 nt
Organism: Penaeus vannamei (Pacific white shrimp)
Lineage: Eukaryota; Metazoa; Arthropoda; Malacostraca; Decapoda; Penaeidae
Source: RefSeq, a predicted model, not a curated record